ACCGCUAUCGACUAGUGGUCUCAUUUUUCGGCAGCUGCAACCAUCUUUCUCCGAAGGAGACCUCCAUCGGAUUGUUUAUUUCGCUCUCAAGUCGGUGGGAAAUUCUCUACGAUGGCCCUGACUUGGAGACUGACAGCCGUAACGCUUCUGGGUAGAAAUGUACGCAAUCAAAAAUGUCGAUUCUUCUCCGUAAGCUGCUUUCGAUGCGGAAACGUCGUCCCCUUCAAACUAUCGGAUAUCGGAGAAGGAAUUCGAGACGUCACGAUAAAAGAAUGGUUCGUGAAACCAGGCGACCGGGUGUCUCAAUUCGAUAACAUUUGUGAGGUUCAAAGCGACAAAGCAUCUGUGACGAUUACUAGCCGUUACGACGGAUUAAUUAAAGCCUUGCACUACAAGGUAGACGACGUGGCUCUGAUAGGAGAUCCAUUGCUGGAAAUUGAAGUAGAUGACGAUAAUGGGAACGAGCAAGUUGAAACGAUUACCGAUGAUCGACAGCCGCAGUUAACAGGAAAGUCUGAUGACGAACAGAGCGUCAAAGACAAGGAGGAGAAACUCCUAGUGAAGUGUGACUUGGAAAAAGCAAUAGCCACCCCAGCGGUCAGAAGGAUAGCUAUGGAGAACAAUAUUAACUUGAAGGACGUCGUUUCCACGGGGAAAAACGGUCGAGUGCUUAAAGAGGAUAUAUUAGCUCAUUUAGAAAAAAUUCCUGUCAACUCGGCAAGAGAAAGGGUCGAAGGGAAACCAACGGGAGAGACGGUAAUGCCAGUGAAAGGCUAUAGCAAGCACAUGUGGAGAACAAUGACGCAAUCUCUGAGUAUACCGCACUUUGUGUACAGUGACGAGUGUAACAUUAACAGAUUGAUGGACUGGCGGAACGAGGUGAAGGACACGGUGAAAGAGCAGGGUGUUUCUUUAAGCUUGAUGCCGUUUUUCAUAAAAGCCGCAUCCAGAGCGUUGGAAAAGUUGCCACAGCUGAACGCCUGGCUUGAUGAGGAGAGGCAGGCGUUACGCGUCCAGAAGAGUCACAACAUCGGUAUUGCGAUGGACACACCUGAAGGUUUAAUUGUACCGAAUGUUAAAAAUGUCCAGAACUUGAACAUCGUGGAGAUCGCGAAAGAGUUGAACCGUCUUCAAGAACUUGGAAGAAGAUCUUCAAUUCCGCCAAGCGAUUUAUCGAACACAACAUUCUCGCUAUCAAACAUUGGUGUUGUGGGUGGUACAUAUACAAAACCGAUGAUUCUAUCCCCACAAAUUGUAAUCGGCGCGUUUGGAAAAGCGCAAAAAUUACCACGAUUUGACGAUAAAGGAAAUGUGGUAGCUGCGAACACAAUUUGUGUUAGCUGGGCCGCCGACCAUCGAGUGAUAGAUGGUGUCACAAUGGCCAAGUAUUCGAAUCUUUGGAAACAUUACGUUGAAAAUCCUGUAUUUUUAUUAAUAGGAGCGUGAAAAUAUAUUUGAAAGUAAGCAUACACUUUAUUGGAAUCUUUUUAUAUGUAAUAACUCAAAUAUAAUUUUUAAGAAACUUCUAUACUUCAAUUUCAUAAGAAUAUAUAUGUAAAGCGCAAUAAAACUUGUAAACAUUUUGUACGUAAAUAUUAAUUUAUUUAUUGCUGCACAACCAACUAGGACUUUUUAAGAAAGGUAAAAUAUCUUUUUUUAACAUAUUCAAAGUGUUACAACUGUAUGGUAGUUAUUAUAUGAUGACCAGUCAAACCACUGUGAGCAUUUUUUGUACAUUUAAUCUAUCAUACAUUGUCAUACAAAUUGUCUGAGUAGGUAUUCCAAAAAAAUAUGUCAAGGAAGUGGUUGUACUGAUUAAUGUUCUCUUUUUAACAGUGUAUAUAUUUUUUUUUUAACUUAAUUAAAAAAUUACCCUAUCAAAUUACUGAAACUAUCAGUUAGUAUCAUGAAAUGAAGAAAUUAUUAAAAAGAAAAUAUCAAAUGAAAGAUUAUAAUUGAAAUAUAAUCUGAAUAAUGAGUACGACCACUUGUACACUUAUAUACUUUUAAUUUUUUAUAUAUACAGUUUUAUGUACCGCAUUUUUUGAUCACACAUCCCGUACAAUCAAUACAUUCCAUUAAAUGCCACUUAAAUAUUUGCUCAAAAAGUAGUCAGUCUGUUUAGUAGUUAGAGUAGUAGAAAAGAUUGUAUAUGCGUUUUGUGGUCCAAAAUUUUUGUAUUUUUGACAAUUAAAAUAUUAAUUUAUCCUGCAAAAGAUUCUAAUUGAGUAUUUGAGCUUAACAUAAUGUUUUAAAAAAGACGUUACAGCUUGCUAAAAA
Molecule: messenger RNA, 2280 nt
Organism: Frieseomelitta varia
Lineage: Eukaryota; Metazoa; Arthropoda; Insecta; Hymenoptera; Apidae
Gene: Dbct
Product: lipoamide acyltransferase component of branched-chain alpha-keto acid dehydrogenase complex, mitochondrial
Exons: 5
Coding region: 112-1446 (444 amino acids)
Cellular component (GO): cytoplasm; mitochondrion
Molecular function (GO): lipoic acid binding; acetyltransferase activity
Source: RefSeq, a predicted model, not a curated record